Babesia ovata is the source of this 999-nucleotide messenger RNA. RefSeq lists its product as uncharacterized. NCBI's taxonomy places the organism in Eukaryota, Apicomplexa, Aconoidasida, Piroplasmida, Babesiidae. The record is from RefSeq and is a predicted model, not a curated record. The coding region runs from base 1 to 999 and encodes 332 amino acids. The transcript has a single exon.
AUGAAUACGGACCUCGGGCACUUCCUCAUCGAGUUCGAAAGGGACAACCCUCUUGAUAAGAUGAGCAAAGACUUGCUCAGCAACAUAGAGUCCUUCGACGGUUUAGUAAAGAGCGACGGAUACACCUCAUGCCCGCCGCCGAAGCUGAACCAUCCACCCGCACGCCCCAGCGCUGGGCCGUUUGACUUCGAUUUCGCCACCACUUACGCGCACAACUCGCCGCAGAGUCGCACCGCGGCAAAUAGGGACCACGACAAGGAAGCCCGUGCUCGGAAAAGUAAGCAGCUCCUACCAACCAUGCCAAAGCUCACGCCCUCCUACACCUUCCCGCUGGCGUCCAGGGUCCACUGCAACUGCUUCUUCAAAAUCGUUCUGAACCACGCUGUCGCCGGAUUGUACAUUGGGAAGCACGGCUCCCACCUGAAGCGGCUGCAGGACACCCUCGACUUCAAGCUGACGCAGUCAGGCCGCGGCAUGAAGGGGGAUUUCACAGGCGUAGGAUACCCGUGCCACCGCACGAACACUACGCUGCUCUUCGAAGGCCAACUGGUCGACAUACUCCUAGCGCUACGCCCCCUUUACCGCAUCAUACAGAACGACAGACUGGCAUUAGAUGAGGAGUCCAAGCGUUUUAUCGGAAACAGGACGCUGAACAUCAAGUUCGAGCUCGAACUUGUGAUUCCCCUUGAUAGGAAGCGGGUGCUUCUGCAGGAGGCGGGCGUGAGGUGCAAUAGGUUGCGCAAGGCCGCCGGGGUGGACGUCAUCGCCGGCAAGCAAAACUAUGAAUGGGGCAAUAUCCGCGAGACCAUCAUCACCCUGCACGGAUUCGAGACAAACAUCGAAAAGGCAUGUGAAUGGCUGGGCAUAUUCCUCCAAGAUUCGCCAGCCGUAUACAACAGGGAAUUCACCUUCAUGGAUUAUCCGAAGUACAGCUUGGCGAUACCAGAUGCGUCCUACAACCCCAAGGCAAGUCAGAUGCCGGCCGGCAAAAUCCCUUAG